CAGCUGCCGUGUUCUGAAUUCAAGCGAGCUAACAUGAGCUUCACAGGAGAGGAGAUUGUACAGCGGAUAAGCAGCAACAGGACAAUUAGACCUCGGGCUUUAUGUGUAUGAUAAAAUUAUUUUCUGAAGGGGAAAGACACCUGCCUUCAACGGGUGUUCAGAGUCUUCAUCAGCUGCUCAGGGUGAUCAUCCCUGCUUCUCUUCAUCAUCACACACCACCUGUGAAGCAAGGCAAGGUCAGUGUAGGUGUGAAGAACCUUGCUGACUACUGCAGUGGCUGGACAGGAGUACGCAACUCAGGAAGAUGGCAUCACCCUUUGUGCCUGUCCCUGUGCCCAUGGACAGAGCCUUGUCAGGAGGUAGCAGCAAGCUCAGACGGCCACAGCGAGCUUCAUCACUCGGCAGCGUCUCCAGCAGCUCGUCCUGUUCAUCUAUCACCAGGGCGGCCGGGGAGGACCACGGAAGAGGAUGUGGAGAAUUAGUUUCCCAGCGCCAGUCCCGCUGCAUAGACAGAGGCAGCCGGAGCAGGACGCCACCGCCCCCCCAGAGUCCUGUGACACGGGCUAAGGUGAACGGGACUCUGGAACCCUCCAUAGAGUACUCCAGCUGCCCCCGCUCCAUAUCGGACCCUGUUGGGAGCCAGCAAGGCGAGGAGAGGCCUAUUACGCCAACUGUGCUGGGGUAUGAGGUCAUGGAGGAGAGGGCCAAGUUCACGGUAUUUAAGGUCCUGGUCAGGAAGACUCCAGAUGAGAGCUGGGUUGUUUUUAGAAGGUACACAGACUUCUCCAGACUCAAUGACAAGCUGAAGGAGAUGUUCCCAGGCUUCCGUCUCUCGCUGCCUCCUAAGCGGUGGUUCAAAGAUAACUAUGACAGUGACUUCCUGGAAGACAGACAGUUGGGGCUACAGGCCUUUUUGCAAAACCUGGUUGCACAUAAAGACAUUGCCAACUGCCUGGCCGUGAGAGAGUUUCUGUGUCUGGACGACCCACCUGGGCCUUUUGAUAGUCUGGAGGAGAGCAGAGCGUUCUGUGAGACUCUGGAGGAGAGCAACUAUCGUCUCCAGAAGGAGCUGCUGGAGAAGCAGAAGGAGAUCGCCUCCCUGAAGAGGCGGCUGGAGGAGAAGGAGCAGGCCAUCCUGCUACUGGAGAAACAUAUCAAUGGAGAGUGUGUGAGCCCAGAGUCUCUGUGUGGUCUGUCAGCUCGUGGCAGUGAGAGCAGUGCAGAUGCAGAUGUGGAUGUGGAGUCGUCUGCUGCAGAGGCUGAUCAGGACAUGCCCGAUGAUUCUGGCAGUGCUGCACCAAUCUGAAAGCAGAGCCCCAUAACAUUGGCAGGUGUGAGGUCCAGCCGAUGCGGUCCUCUGCUUGUUGGUGUGGGCCGUCGCUCAGCGCCUCUCCUCCGGUCAUCCAGGUCACUCAGCUUUACCACCAGAAGCUCGAGCACUGACAGCGGUCACAGUUCUCCUCUUCAAGUUUUUCCUUCAUCUGCUCCUCCCUUACCAGAGUACUGCACCUCCACUUAUGUCUGGGUGCUUUUCAUAACCUUCUUUUGUUUUUUCUGCUCCCUCUUCGGCCUUACCUCUUCCUCCUCCUAUCAAAGCCCCCUUUUCACUUCCAGAGUUGGAUCUGAUUUAACCUUUAACUCAAGAACUGCGUACUGGGAUAUAAGGGAACAGGUUGAUACUGCAGCAGCCUGUUUCACUUACAUUUCCCUAUAUACCAUGGCUCAAAAGAUACUUUAUCUAGCACCUACAGAAGACUUCUUUCGGAAGAUCAUCCAGAAUUUUUCACUUUCGCACCUCCUUUCUGUGGCCGCCAGAUUGGAUCAGUUUGAAAUUGAAAAGAAAGACUUGCACGACUGGGUGGUUUGAUGAUUUUCACAGUUGUGACAAUCUACAGAAAACCUGAACUAUCAGCUCACCAGUUUCUGCAGACGUGCAUUACCUUAUGGCUCCUAACUUGUGUCAAGAUGCCCAUUCUCAAACUGGAGAAACAACACCCAACAUAGAAAUAAGGAAAAAGUCUGUAUAAAUUAAAUGUCUCAGGAAAGUAACCAGGUGGGUAUCACAGAGGAUUGAUUUGGUUCUGUUUAGAGUUACUUACAUGUCAUUGCUUUGUACUGCCACUGACUCUUGGCUGCAGACAUUGUGUCUACAGCCUCAGUGCGAGUCGAUGAGAACACCAUGUUCUCAAGUCAUGCCCGUCUUCUCCAUUAAGAGUCAAUGAGGCUGUGAUCAGACAUGUAAGAAGAAAACAUGUUUUCAGUUUAGGUCGAACUCUGUUUACAUCUAAAAGCCGACAUUCCCUCAUGUUUUUUGUGCCAUGCAUGAUUUGUGGUAUACCAAGUCCUGUGAGAGACAGAAAAACCAGUAUCAUAUAGCACCCAGAGAGAGAGCCAGGGAAAUGUGUCCUAUUGUUACUUUUCUUUUCCCAGUCACAGUUCCUCCUAUACACACAUCACAUCGAUUCAAGUCGACAAAUAUGUACAACACUAGAUGUCUUCUGGCACUUUCCCUGUUAAGAGUGUAGACUGGGCCUGCACUUGCAUCAGUCGAGCUCUACAAAGAUAUCAUGACCUGGGUGCAAGUAAACGAUCAGUUCACCCAUUUUGCAAAAAGACACAUUUUUCUACUUAGCCCUGCUGGUGUGAAGCCAGGUAGAUGGUUUAGAUUUCAUUUGCUGAAAAAGGUUUCUGCCUCUAUCUUGAUACAAUUAAGGUAAGUGGAGUUUUGUUUGUGCUGCUCAACGUAUGGAAAGAUUACACAUGGAAAAACUCAGCUUUUGACUUUGCAUUGCUGGAAGCAGACUUUCCAGAGCCAGAUAUCUCAAAAUCUCUGCAAGGAAAACUCAAGCUAACCGCAGUGCUGGGUACAUGUAAGAGUAGAUGAGAAUGUUAUUUUUUACUUUGUAAUUUGGGUGAACUAACUCUUAAAGGAACUUGAAAACAGUUGAUCAUUUAUUUAUUUUAAGAUUAACCUCAGCUCUAGUCAAGGAUGCUGAAAGACACUCCUCCAUAUAUAUAUAAAUGUCAGAGUGGUGUUGGUUACCUGAAGAAAAACAGAAAGCUAUGAACUGACAAACAAACCACAACUGAGCAAAUUGAGGGAAAACGAGAUGCAGGGUCUGUUUCAGUUUGACACCACAAAUAAAUUGAGGCCAUUGAAAGGAAGAUGGCAAACAUAGUACAUUUCAGGAAGAACUUGGUGACAUAAGUGACUGAAAAACACCAUCAGCCUAGGAGGCUCUGUGUCAGCAUCCGCUGCUGCCAAGCCUACACAUCAUCUGCAAAAGCCAUAUUUUUAGACCCAAAUAACACUUCAGGGUAGAGAUUUCAUAUGUGGCAGCAUGUGCUGAUCAGCUGAUCUCACUAAUGAAGUGUGUAAUAACCACAACUAAUGCUGAAUUAUCUCAAACUAGGCCUAAAUAAAGGUCAUGCAAUGCACUUUAUGGAUGAAUGGCAACCCAUAAUGUUUGCUAGGAUACGGUUUUUACGACUUCAUGUGUUUGAGACAGACGCGUGCCUUUUCAAUCACUGACUCUGUCUUGAUUCUCAAGUGGAUCUGACGCGUUUAUGUGUGAGUAGUGUAUAUGGAGUUGUGUUUAGGUUUUGUUCUGUAAAUUCCCUUCAUGCGUCAUUCUAAGUGCCUUGAACAUAUUUCACUUAACUUUUCUUUUGAUGUGUUUCAAUAGCUUUAUAGAGUUGUGCAGGACAAGAAACAAUUCAUAAUGUUCCUCUGGUGGAAAUAAUCUUUUAAAUGACACUCGUAUGUAAAUGUUGUUGCUUGGAAUAGACUGAACUGAGAUGUUUUUGCGAUAUUACAUGGAUUAAUAUGAAGUCUUAGUUCACGUGUACACCCAUAGUUGCACUGUACUGGAUUUAUAUCCAUAACCUUUGGUAUCACUAUUAAUGUCCUGGGUUUAAAGGGAUAAUUCACUGAGAAACCUGCUCUGAAAUGGAUGUUGUAGAUACUGUAACAUACCAUAGCAGAGAUUUUUUAUCACAAAGGAAUAUUUAAGUCACACACAACUAAAUGUGGAAUGAUAUAUCGAAUACACAUGUGUUUCCUCGGCUUUAAGGUCUCUGCUUUCAUGAAAUUUAAUGAUAUUGUGCACUCGGUCAUGCUUGGGUGACGUCAGCUGUCAGGUCUGAUCCGUCUGCAGAGAGGAUGUAGGCUUACAGUUGAGACCGUUUUAAAAGUGUGUUGCUUUCAAAAUGUAAUAAAUUCUUCCAACAUGAACCUUUAUGACCAUCAUAUCUUUUCAGCUGUAACCCCAGGAAAUACCUUAGUAGUUUCACAAGGGAGGGGACCACAUGCUUGCUCUUGCACCCUACAGCACAGCUUAAUUAUUCAGGAAUUUGAUUGUACAACACAUCUAGCUUUUCACACGAUUUUCCGGCUGGCUAUUUUGAGUUUUUAUUGACAUUUUCUGCUUUGAUGGGUGCCUCAAAGCAGAAACGAUCAUAAUCGUAUCAUUUCUAUGAAAGAUUUUAAGCUUUUGACCCUGUUUUUGGUUGCCAUGUAUUUUGAUGGAAAGUUCAGUCAUAGGCCAAGGAAAAAGAAUAACAGCAAUAGCACCACCACACUGUCAUUUAUUAUAUGACAUUUGAUAGGCGGAUAACUGGAACCUUGAGGUGUAAAUGCUAAUUUCAUAUUUUCCUGGAUUCCGUCUUUCAAAAAGAAGUUCAUGUAAGAAGUGUAUCGGCCACAUCAGGCCUUCCAUAAACUAAUUUUCUGCCAUUCAGAAUUUUUGGCAAAAGCAAAGCAGUUUCACUAAAGUGCACAUGAAAUUCGGAUAUUUAUCCAUUUGUUUGUUGAUACACCAGGCAGUUUUCCCACAGCUGGCUGCAAAAUUCUAGUCGUGGCCAUUUAUCAAACAGGUCCCAGUGUAGGUGGAAAAAAGACCAAACAUCUUGCAUUAUUAACAAAACACAGAUGAUUGGCAGCUCUGUGUGCCCUCAGAGGGCUGCUACUGUGACCGCGACAGCUGUUUCUUAUUCUUUGAAGGGAGGUAUGUGCACACACAACUGUGGUUUACAACCGUUCAUCGAGCUGUUUAAAGUCACAUAUAGUAACAUCUUUGUAAUUUGACACACAUGGCAUGACUGCUGAGUUCCGCACUGAGGACACAUCAGGCACUCUGCAGGUGUCAGUGGGAGAAGAGAGACAAACAUUGUUACCUUUGCAUUACUCACAUUAGUGUAUUAAUCUUCUCUUUCUUUCAAACAUUACAAGUGGAAAACCUAAGAGGAGAGCUGUUGUCUCUAAUGCAUGUAGCACAACCAUAUACUAAAAAGUGAGGGAAGGUAUUUUUUGUCAGGUCCACAUUAUUUAGUUUGUAAAUUAAGAAUGGGGAGAGCAAAAAAAAACAUUUUUAGAUCUGCGAGGGACAGUGUGACAGCUGAUGUUACAGCUGUUGUCAUCAUCUUCUACCUUUCUGACAUGUUUGCUGUGGCCGUCCUGCAUUUUCACACAAAAUGUUCACACGAAAUUUCUCAUACCAGCUGUGAAGCAGCAUCACGACGAUUUGCUGCCCGUCUGUACCCUCAGUGUCAAAAUCAUAGUGGACCUUUACAGAUCUGGGUAGAUUCACCCAAACCCCUUUCAGGCUGGCUGCAUCCUGUCACACCCCUCAUAGUGAUAAAUACUUCACAUGUUUAAUUUAUCCUUAUUUUUAUUUUCAUCUUUAAUCAACUCUGUUUUACCUAUGGCCAAUUAAUACUGUGGUUUUAUGCACUGUCUUUAUCUUCAUUAUCAAGUGGGUUUUAUUCUCCAUCUUAGUUUACAUUCAUUUUUCAUCUGU
Chelmon rostratus (copperband butterflyfish) is the source of this 5798-nucleotide messenger RNA. It is a transcript of the gene snx16, whose product is annotated as sorting nexin 16. Gene Ontology annotation, molecular function: phosphatidylinositol binding. The transcript is spliced from 9 exons. Lineage: Eukaryota; Metazoa; Chordata; Actinopteri; Chaetodontiformes; Chaetodontidae. Gene Ontology annotation, cellular component: early endosome; late endosome; extrinsic component of endosome membrane. Gene Ontology annotation, biological process: endosome to lysosome transport; protein targeting to lysosome; early endosome to late endosome transport. The record is from RefSeq and is a predicted model, not a curated record. Bases 305 to 1306 code for a protein of 333 amino acids.